AUGACGCGGAUUACAUUAUCUCGGCCAUCCGAAUUCUCAACAACAAUAUCCCUCCUCGCCCUAUACCUCUACCUCGUCCGAACCCGUCGCUUCAACCGUCGCGAUGCCAUCCAGUCGCGCUUCAGCGAGAAACAUCCCCCCUCAAGCAUGACCGUCGGCGAAGCGCACCAGAUCGUGCGCGAGCUGCGCGAGCUGGAGUUUCCUUACUCUAUGCACAAUGCGAUGAAACUGUCUUUAUUAAAGACAGCCUCAAUCCCAACAAUGACCAAACUCUUCGUCGCAACCGGCCAACUCAACGCAAAAAACGCCCCCAAGCGCGCCGCCGACACCGAAAUCGUCCUCAGCGAAGUGCACGACCGCCUACCCGGUUCCGACGCCCACCUAGCCGGCAUCGCACGCAUGAACUACCUGCACGCGCGGUACCGCAAAGCCGGCAAGGUCCUCGACGAAGACAUGCUGCACACGCUAGGCAGCGCAGUCGUGGACAUCGUGCGCACGGUAGACGGCACAGAGUGGCGGGCGCUGACGCACGUGGAGCGGUGCGCGGUGGGCGUCUUCCAUAAGGCGCUCGGCGAUGCCAUGCAGAUUCGCUUUGAGGGGUUCUUGCCGUCUGGUGGAGCGGAGGGGGAGGGGUGGCGCGAUGGGGCGCAUUUCGUGGAUGAGAUUUGUGAGUGGACUAUGGGGUAUGAGAAGAGGGUGGCGGUGCCGACUGAGUCGACGAGGACGGUGGGGGGGAGGUUGGUUGGGUUGGCGACUUGUAAUGUGCCGGGGUUUAUGAGGGGGGUGGUGGAGAGGGUUGUUGCGUCGAAGCUGGAUGGGCAUGUUAGGGUUGCGUUGGGACUACAAGAACCCGGCCCGAUCCUAACUUCAAUCCUACGAAGCGUCCUCGCCCUGCGACGCCUCCUCCUCCGGCAUCUAAGCCUCCCCCGGCCAGACUCCAAGCGCGUGCGGGUCCUCAACGAGACCCCCAACCCGACAACCGGGCUCUGGAACACACAGAUCUGGGUCGCGCACCCGUGGUACCUGCAGCCGACAUUCCUAAACCGCUGGGGCCUCAAGGCGCUGGUCAUACGGUUGUUCGGGACAGGUGCGGUUCCCAGCGCGCAGAACGAGUAUCGCGAGGCCGGGUACGAUGUGUGGACUAUUGGGCCAACGGCGCAGGAGGGGCGCGGACGAGAUGAGAUGGAGGUUAUGGUUGCGGAGAUGAAGGCUAUGGAUUAUGCGGGGGGGUGUCCUUUUCAUGCUUGA
This is a messenger RNA of Aspergillus campestris IBT 28561, 1248 nucleotides long. RefSeq lists its product as uncharacterized. Gene Ontology annotation, molecular function: oxidoreductase activity. The transcript has 4 exons. NCBI's taxonomy places the organism in Eukaryota, Fungi, Ascomycota, Eurotiomycetes, Eurotiales, Aspergillaceae. The record is from RefSeq and is a predicted model, not a curated record. The coding region runs from base 1 to 1248 and encodes 415 amino acids.